GCUGUGUGCGCGAGACUUUAUUGCCGGAGUGCCUACCUGCUGGUGUGAGAGUGCAUGAGUGAGUGAGUGAGUGUGAGAGUGUGAGAGGGACGGAGAGUGAGUGUGUGUAUAUAUAUGUAUAUAUGAAGUGUGCUGUGCUCGCACUGUCAAUACCAUACCACCAAUGCGUUAAAUGCGAAGCGAUGGGAAUCUCGCAGUCAUGUCUCUGCGAAGAACCGUGUUAGCUUUGCUCGUGCUGAUUGGAUUAAUAGCGCCGGGUGAUGCUUUGAAGUGUAACUGUACCAACUGUGAAAAAAGUGGCUAUGAGUGUGAGACAGAUGGAGCCUGCAUGGCCUCCACCUCCUACAUUAAAGGCCAGGAGCAGCAUGUGCGCAUCUGUAUUCCACGCGAGAGUCUAAUUCCACCUGGUCAACCCAUCUACUGCCUGAGUGCUGAGGGAGUUCUCAACACACACUGCUGCUACACCGACUACUGUAACAGCAUCGACCUGCAGGUCCCUAAUGGAGUUUCUGAGCCUGAGAGCUGGACAGGUGCACCUAGUAGCUGGGGCCCAGUGGAGUUAGUAGCAGUCAUAGCAGGACCAGUGUUCAUUUUCUGCCUGUUGCUGAUCAUCGGCGUCUUCCUGUUCCAGCACCACCAGAGAAAUUACAACCACAGGCAGAGGCUGGAUGUAGAAGAUCCCUCAUGUGAACAUCUUUACCUUGCCAAAGACAAAACCCUGCAGGACCUCAUAUUCGAUUUGUCCACAUCUGGUUCUGGAUCUGGUCUACCUCUGUUUGUUCAGAGGACGGUGGCGAGGACCAUCGUGCUGCAGGAAAUCAUAGGAAAGGGCCGCUUCGGGGAGGUGUGGAGGGGGAAGUGGAGAGGAGGAGACGUAGCUGUGAAGAUCUUCUCUUCCAGAGAGGAACGCUCCUGGUUCCGUGAGGCUGAGAUCUAUCAGACGAUCAUGCUCCGGCAUGAAAACAUAUUGGGCUUCAUUGCAGCAGACAACAAAGACAAUGGCACAUGGACUCAGCUGUGGCUGGUCUCAGACUAUCAUGAAUAUGGCUCUCUUUUCGACUACUUGAACCACUACUCCGUCACCAUUGAAGGCAUGAUCAAGUUAUCUCUGUCAGCCGCUAGUGGUCUUGCUCACCUGCAUAUGGAGAUCCUUGGCACACAGGGAAAGCCUGGCAUUGCACACAGAGACCUCAAAUCGAAAAACAUCCUGGUAAAGAAGAAUGGGACCUGCGCUAUAGCGGACUUGGGCCUGGCCGUACGCCACGAGUCCGUCACUGACACUAUUGACAUCGCCCCUAACCAGAGGGUGGGCACUAAGAGAUAUAUGGCCCCAGAAGUGCUGGAUGAAACUAUCAACAUGAAGCAUUUUGAUUCUUUUAAGUGUGCUGAUAUCUAUGCAUUAGGACUGGUGUACUGGGAGAUAGCAAGACGAUGCAACGCUGGAGGCAUCCAUGAGGAGUACCAGCUGCCUUACUAUGACCUCGUGCCCUCUGACCCUUCCAUAGAGGAGAUGAGGAAGGUUGUGUGUGACCAGAGACUGCGGCCUAAUGUGCCCAACUGGUGGCAGAGCUACGAGGCUUUGAGGGUGAUGGGAAAGAUCAUGCGCGAGUGCUGGUACGCUAACGGGGCAGCCAGACUCACGGCUCUGCGCAUUAAGAAGACGCUCUCGCAGCUCAGCGUGCAGGAGGACGUUAAGAUGUGAUGCACACACGGGUUGCCGCUUCCCCCCCCCACCCAGAGAUGCACACUCGGAGUGACCUGCCAGUUUCAGACACAGUUUUAUAACGUUGUGACAGGGACUACCUCACCUUUUUAGCCAAAACUACUGAGCUUAAGGCCACUCCAGCUGUUCUUCAAUCCCUCCACGGGCUCCCGGUCCAGUCCGUCUCCAUCAAGUCAAAGCUACACACCUCCACUGCAUGGACUGUUUUCUUUCUAAGGCAGGAUUCAUUCAUUAACUGUGAUGGGACUUAUUUUUAUUUUUAAAGAAACAGUCUUGCUUUUGAAAAUGGACUAUUGUGUACUAAAGAGCAUGGUUGUAUAUGUGGUCUUAUUUUGUGCGUCUCUUUCAUCCCUAUACAAUACGCAGUGCUUUGAAUCAUAGCCUGUUCUCUCCACUGUGGAGGCUGGAUUGUGUUUCUUGAUUUUUAUCUGCCGUUAGUAUAGCAAAAGCAUAAAGAUAAGGAGCCGUGAGAUUGAGAUUUACAGUGGGGGGGGGCAGGUUGCGGUGUAGUUCUUUCGCUGUCACAAUAUUUAGAAAAAAACAAUGAAUUAGAUUUGGGGAAUUAAAUGUAAAUUGCUGCAAAACUGCUCAUUUAUUUAACUGAUUAAUAGUGUGACCUAGACUUAGUUACUGUACAAAAAGGCAUGUUUCUUAUAAGCAUUAAGGUUUAUGUGCAGUUGACUGUUUUAACAAGGAUGGGGUUUUUUUCCCUUUAUCCCCCAUGUAUUAUCCUCCCCCCCCUCUUCUUUAUAUAUGUAAUGUAGCUGUUCAGGACACUGUGAGAUUAGUGCUCAUUCAGGUUAUGGCCAUUAAUGAUACUAAUAGCAUAUAUACACUAUGUAAUGCUGUGCAAACACCAGAUUCACGGCAAGAAAUGUAGCAUAACUUUCACUGUUUCCCACCCCCCCUUAAAUUUUUAAGCAUGCACUAUACCCAAUUUGUCUUCUGUCGGAUUUUAUGAACUGCACUAUUGCUCCUUCGGGGAAAUUGACAUUGAAGGUGGCCGUUCACACCACUCUAAGAAGCAUCCUGUAAAUGGUUCGUGUAAAAAAAAAAAAAAUAAUAAUAAUGCAUCAGUCUGUCUGCUUAUUUAUAAUGUAAUGGUUAUAAUCUACAACUUUCUAUGAUAUGUUUUCAUCUUCUUUCUUUUUUUUUCUUUUUUUAAAUUCACUCCAAUGGGGAAGGUACUACUGACUGCUCAGUUCCUUGCAUGAAUGAAAAUCUAAGCUUUUAGGUUUAUCCGUUUAUCUGCCGAGUCGCUUCAAAUGCCGGUGUCUGACACACUGCUCUAUAUCUGAAUGCAGGAAUCUACACUUGGGCCCCAGUGUGAUUUGUAGAAUUCUUUAAAAAGGAAAGUGUGUGUGUUUUUUUUUGUUUUUUUUUUUGUCCCCCCCCCCCCCCUCCUCCCUGUCUCUCCUGUCCCCUACAGGCUGUUAACUGGGCUGUUUGGAAAGGCCAUGCAAGGUCUAUAACAGUCGAAUGAGCACAGUGGACGAAUGCACACAGUUACAUAAUGAAUCUCGUUAGUCUGGACUAGCGUAGUGGUUCUGAUUAUAGAUUAACACAACAGUAUCUAUCUGGCUAAAAUGAACUUGUCCCGGGAUUUGCUCGGUCUUAAACGGGGUGAAAAAAAUGUAACAACUAUAUAUAUGACACUAAUCUUGUAAAGUGAGGAGGUUCGUAAUUAAGCCAGCUUUCUUCGUUGCACCAGUCUGGUCAGCCAUUUCACCAAGACAACAGUACUGUAAAGAAAUAGAAGAACUGUAAAGUAUACCGUCAGUAAGUGUUAACUUUAUCACUUGAUCGAACAAUCAACCUGCAACUUUUUUUUUACUUGCAUUCUCCGAGUCGAGCACUGGAUUCUUUUGUUUUGUCUAAUGUAAGGAAAAUGGACUCCAUCUCUUUCUUUUUUUUAUUUUUUUUUUAUUUAUAACUCUUGUUUUGCAGCAGGAAUUCACUUGAGGUCGUGAGACUUAAUGCAUACUCGUUAUAUAGCAAAUACCUAUGAUGUAAGGAGGGAGGAUCACUGGAAAAAUCACACUGGUAUGUAGACUAACUGCCCAUGUUUGUUUGUUUGGUUUGUCACAAUGACUGGAUUCCUGUAAUUUAAUAUACCAUGUGUUAAACCCGUGCGAAAUGCAAAUUCUUUGGGGAUUCAUUGAAAUUGUACAUAAAUAAUACAUUUUGUUUUCUUAUCUUCCAUGUCUGUGUUUCGUCAUUUAUGAGAAAAGAUGCACAUCUUGUUUCCGCUGGCACUUUAGUUGGACUGAACGUUUGCAAUGGGGAAUUAUUUUUCUUCCACAUUACAAUGAAUUAAGUUUUGGGGAAAAUGAAACAUGAAAACAUUUUUUAAAAAAAAGAGCUAGGAUGCAUAAAAUGUCCCAAACCUAUAACCA
Molecule: messenger RNA, 4119 nt
Organism: Hemibagrus wyckioides
Lineage: Eukaryota; Metazoa; Chordata; Actinopteri; Siluriformes; Bagridae
Gene: acvr1ba
Product: activin A receptor type 1Ba
Exons: 9
Coding region: 173-1702 (509 amino acids)
Biological process (GO): nervous system development; activin receptor signaling pathway; cellular response to growth factor stimulus
Cellular component (GO): activin receptor complex; plasma membrane
Molecular function (GO): activin receptor activity, type I; ATP binding; activin binding
Source: RefSeq, a predicted model, not a curated record